GUUUUUUUUUCUGAUUUUCACUUUUGGAAAAACUGUAAAACGGAAACAUUUUUGUUUGUUGUUUUUGCUGUAACUUAACAAAAUGAGCUUGUGGGUUGACAAAUAUCGUCCAAAAUCGUUAAAUAAGCUUGAUUACCAUCUCGAACAAGCCGAAAAUUUAAAGAAAUUGGUGGAAAAUGGAGAUUUUCCGCAUCUUUUAUUUUACGGACCGCCUGGCGCUGGCAAGAAGACCCGCAUCAUGUGUUUGUUGCGCGAGGUUUACGGAUCCGGGGUUGAAAAACUGAGGAUUGAGAAACAUAACUUCGUCACUCCUUCUAAGAAGAAACUUGAGAUUGCUGCCUUGUCGAGUAAUUAUCAUAUUGAGGUCACACCGAGUGACGCGGGAAUGCAUGACAGAGUUGUCGUUCAAGAAUUGAUUAAAACUGUCGCCCAAUCCCACCAGCUUGAAAGUAAAGCGCAAAAACGAUUCAAGGUGAUUGUCCUCACUGAGGUUGAUCGACUAACCAGAGAUGCUCAGCAUGCAUUGAGAAGAACCAUGGAGAAGUAUAUGUCAACGUGCAGACUUAUAUUGUAUUGUAAUUCAACCAGCAAGGUUAUCCCAGCCAUCCAAAGUCGUUGUUUAGCCGUUCGUGUCGCGGCACCAAGUAUUGAUGAUGUCAUCAAAAUAUUGACAAGUGUUGGGAAGAAGGAAGGUCAUCCGAUACCACAGGAGCUUGCUAGGAGAAUCGCGGUUGCUUCGAAACGAAACUUACGACGAGCGCUAUUGAUGAGUGAGACAUGCAGGGUGCAACAUGUUCCUUUGACUGACGAUCAAACUAUUAUGGAACCUGACUGGGAGCUUUAUCUGAAAGAAACAGCCAACAUGAUUGUAUCGGAGCAAAGCCCUCGUCGGUUGUUAGAAAUACGGAACCGAGUUUAUGAAUUAUUGACAAAGUGUAUUCCACCCGAUGCUAUUAUGAGGGGUUUAUACAAGGAAUUGAUCCAUAACUGUGACGGAAGUCUCAAACCAGAGUUAAGUCAGCUGGCUGCUGAAUGUGAACAUCGGAGCCAUCUUGGGCAGAAACAUAUUUACCACAUUGAAGCUUUUGUGGCAAAGUUUAUGGCCAUGUAUAAGCAGUUCAUAGAAGAAGGAUUGGACGACAUGUUUUGAUGAGUGGAUGUGGACGGGGUUGUAAUAUUUCCUGCAAGGAGUUGUGUUUGCUUGACACCUAAGCUUGACACAUUUAACAUUUCAUGAACAUUUUUCGUGAAUAUGACGUGUUUGUGAUAUUAUCACGAGAUCACGCGUCAUAUGAAAAGAUUUCAUUUCUUGCCAUGAGCAAGUUUUCAAAUACAUAUUACGACUAAGUGAA
Ciona intestinalis (vase tunicate) is the source of this 1352-nucleotide messenger RNA. The record is from RefSeq and is a predicted model, not a curated record. Lineage: Eukaryota; Metazoa; Chordata; Ascidiacea; Phlebobranchia; Cionidae.